Molecule: messenger RNA, 1001 nt
Organism: Erpetoichthys calabaricus (reedfish)
Lineage: Eukaryota; Metazoa; Chordata; Cladistia; Polypteriformes; Polypteridae
Product: olfactory receptor 10G4-like
Exons: 2
Coding region: 77-934 (285 amino acids)
Biological process (GO): G protein-coupled receptor signaling pathway
Cellular component (GO): membrane
Molecular function (GO): G protein-coupled receptor activity; olfactory receptor activity
Source: RefSeq, a predicted model, not a curated record
UAUGACAUGACGUUGUGCUUUUUUUCAGGAGUAUACUUAACAUUUGAACCAUUGUGUGCAGGGCAUCGUGUCAGGGAUGAACCACAACACUUCACAAGUGGAGGAAUUCAUCAUCGUUGGCUUUCCUGGACUCCAGGAUCAGGAGAGCAGGGCAGUAUUUUCUGGCAUCUUCCUGGUGGCCUAUUUGCUAAUACUGCUAGGAAACCUAUUAAUCAUUUUAAUAUUUGCAAUGGAUGAAAGUCUCCACACUCCAAUGUACAUGCUGAUCUGCAGUCUGGCCUUUUUGGAUGUUAUACUCUCAUCUGUCGUCAUUCCUAAAAUGUUAGUAGUCUUCAUGUUCGACUCGAAGGCCAUCACUUUUGUGGCCUGCUUCAUUCAGCUUCUAUUUUACCACGGCAUGAUUACAGCCGAGUCUUUUCUUCUUGGUCUCAUGGCCUAUGAUCGAUACAUGGCCAUUUUAAUCCCCAUUGUUCUUGCUCUCAGGUUGCCAUUCUGUGGACCUAAUAAAGUGCUUCACUGUUUCUGCGAUCACGUGUCUGUUGUGAGACUAACCUGUGCCGACAUCACUAUCAACAGCUAUGUGGCGUUAACCAUCUCUCUGUCCACCCUCUUCAUCCCACUGACAUACAUUCUCUUCUCAUACAUCAGAAUCAUCCGUUCAGUGUUCAAGAUUGCCAGCUCAGAGGGGCGACUCAAAGCUUUCUCCACCUGCGGAACUCACCUUCUGGUCAUUUCAGUCUUUUUUCUGAUCGCUGCUGGAGUCUACAUCUCUUACCGCGUGCCUGGUACGUCAGCAGAUAUGCGAAUCAUGGCGGCCGUACUUCAGAAUGUGAUUCCUCCUCUGAUGAACCCCAUUAUUUAUUGCCUGCGGACUAAAGAGAUCAGAGACAGCUUUGUAAAAAGAAUUCAAAGGACUCAAAUUUUGCCAAAAUGAUAACCUCCACCAUAUGCGCCACAAAAUGCAUCUCUUGGAAGAGUACUUACCACAAGGUGGCGUUGCC